AUGAAAGCAGGGUGUGAUUAAAUUAUUUUUUACGCCUAGAAUAGAAGAGAAACCAAAAAGAAAAAAGAAAAAAAAAAAAAAAAGCGCUGACCUUUUUCUUGGAUUUAGAAUUCCCGGGAAAUAGACUUCCCAGAAAAAAAUUGGGAAACUUUCCUGUUCUUCCAUUCCUCAAAACCCACGAUGAAGUGCGAAAGAUUCCUUUCAAUUCCAAUCUUUAUGGUGUUUCUGUUAAUUGGUGUUGUGUGUUACGUCACGCUUUUCAUCUUCAUCGAAGAUUGGGUUGGGUUGAAGAGCUCUGCUGGUUCUUUGAACGCUCUGAUUUUCAUUUCCUUGGCCUCUCUCUGCCUCUUCUCUUUCUUUUGUUGUGUUCUCAUUGACCCAGGUUAUGUUCCAGCUUCCUAUGUCCCUGAUAUUGAAGACAGUGAGUCAUCUGAUCAAGAACUCAAGAAAAAUGGCAUAUCAUCCAGGCGCUGUGACAAGUGUUCUACAUACAAACCUCCCAGGGCUCAUCAUUGCCGGGUCUGCAGAAGGUGUGUUUUAAGGAUGGAUCAUCACUGUCUGUGGAUCAAUAACUGUGUUGGUUAUUGGAACUACAAGGCCUUUGUUAUGCUUGUCUUGUAUGCAACACUAGGAUGUUUGUAUUCUACAGUUAUGAUUAUAUAUUGUGCAUCUCAUAAGGACUUGGAAUACAGUGGAAGUGGUGGCCUCAAGGUUUUUUAUGUUUUGUCUGGACUAAUGAUGGCUUCCUUGAGCAUAAUGCUUGGAACUCUUUUGGGCUGGCAUGUCUACCUCAUCAUCCACAAUAUGACGACUAUAGAGUAUUAUGAAGGAAUUCGGGCAUCAUGGUUGGCUAGGAAAUCUGGGCAGAGCUACAGACAUCCAUACAAUCUUAGUUUCUACAAAAACAUUAUUUCGGUCUUGGGUCCAAACGUGCUGAAAUGGUUAUGGCCCACAGCAGUAAGCCAUCUAAAAGAUGGACUUAUCUUCCCUACUCCGCGCGAUAAUUCAUGAGUCUUCUGCCUCUGCUCAAAUUCAGAUUUGGUGGCCUAAGUCCUUGUUUGUCAGCACACAAAGAAUGUGAAGCAUGUUCACUAUAGUCAUCUCCUAAUCUGAAAAGAAGCUAGCAAAAAAGCAACAGAGGGGAAGAAGCUACAUAUCUUGUUGAUAAACGCAGGGCAGGUUAUCAGCUUCAUUACGAGCCUAAGAAAGUGCCAAGACUUACACAAUAGGAUAUGUUGAAAGCAGGUAGAACGAGCUUCCUUUUUCACAUGCUGGAGAUCAACAAGUCUUUUUUUGGCAACAGUAGUUUGGAUAUAUGAAAGUGUACAUCAGAUGUUUUAUACGAUAAACGUUUGAGAUAUUUUAUGCCGGAGGACAAUGCAACCCACUUGAUUAAACCCAGCCCCAAACUGAGGGAUGUUGGAAUAGAAACAGUGUGUGUAACUUCAUGUAAGGUUAGCAUUUUUGUUUACACUCUUGAUAAAGAGCUUACAUUGUGCCAUUUUCGCUUAAAUGACCAGUAAAAUGUUUAUUUAUACUAUUUGCCUCUCCACAAAAGAAAAAAACUAUAUUUGUGA
This is a messenger RNA of Prunus mume (Japanese apricot), 1577 nucleotides long. RefSeq names its product DHHC-type zinc finger family protein. NCBI's taxonomy places the organism in Eukaryota, Viridiplantae, Streptophyta, Magnoliopsida, Rosales, Rosaceae. Gene Ontology annotation, molecular function: palmitoyltransferase activity. The record is from RefSeq and is a predicted model, not a curated record.